This is a messenger RNA of Paraphaeosphaeria sporulosa, 1938 nucleotides long. RefSeq names its product kinase-like protein. Gene Ontology annotation, cellular component: spindle pole body. The record is from RefSeq and is a predicted model, not a curated record. Gene Ontology annotation, biological process: peptidyl-serine phosphorylation; intracellular signal transduction. Lineage: Eukaryota; Fungi; Ascomycota; Dothideomycetes; Pleosporales; Didymosphaeriaceae. Gene Ontology annotation, molecular function: ATP binding; protein serine/threonine kinase activity. The transcript has 4 exons. Bases 1 to 1938 code for a protein of 645 amino acids.
AUGCCUGCGCCGCCCCCGCCGCUCCACACGCGCUCCAGCGACAUGGAUCGCCCGGCGACGCCCUCGCAGGAGGCCUUCAUUAGCCCGCAGCAGACGCCACAGGGCAGCCCAAGCAAGCACCAGCAUCCACCGGGCGCGUUCGACCUUCCGCACGUCUUCGAAAAUGCCAUGCGACUGCUUCCGACGCUGGGCUCGCCCACCCGAUCCAAGCCAGGCACCCCCACGUCGCCCAGCAAGGCGAAUCUGCAGGCAGUUGACGAUGGCGACUACUCGGCCAACGACCUCACCACCCUGGGUCCCGGAAGCCCCACACGCAAGGCCAACAAGGAGAACACGCCGCCGAGCACACGUCCAGGCCUGCAGAAGGAUCCCAGCUACGUCACCCACGCAGCACAGUCACGCCAGGAGCCCUACCGCACUCGUGAGGCCGACCAGUCAGGCCGCUACUACCAGACACAGCGCCUGUCAGCAGAAGACUUGGAGAAGACGAGGAAACCAUCCGUCAAGCGCCUGGCAAAUGUGACGCAACUGUAUUUCCUCGACCACUAUUAUGACCUGCUCUCCUACGUCCAUACACGCCAGAACAGGCUCGCGCAAUUCAAAGCCCAAAACCCUGCCCCCCCUGCCACUCCAGAAGCCGAAUAUAACGACGCCCUCACGCAGUAUCUCGGGCGCGAACGAGCCAAUCUCCGAAAGCGACGCACGCGGCUGAGGCAGGGCGACUUCCAGAUCCUAACGCAGGUUGGACAGGGUGGCUAUGGACAGGUGUAUCUGGCGCAGAAGAAGGAUACGCGCGAAGUGUGUGCAUUGAAGGUUAUGAGCAAGAAGCUUCUCUUCAAGCUCGACGAAGUUCGCCAUGUGUUGACAGAACGCGACAUCUUGACCUCAGCCAAGAGCGAGUGGCUGGUGCGGCUGCUUUACGCUUUCCAGGAUGACAAGAGUAUCUAUCUGGCUAUGGAAUACGUGCCUGGCGGCGACUUCCGCACCUUGCUCAACAACACUGGCGUUUUGCACAAUCGGCAUGCUCGCUUCUACAUUGCAGAGAUGUUCUCAUGUGUAGAUUCUCUGCAUCAACUCGGCUACAUUCACCGAGACCUGAAACCAGAGAAUUUCCUCAUCGACAGCACUGGACACGUGAAGUUGACCGACUUUGGCCUAGCUGCAGGCAUGCUUGCACCGGCAAAGAUCGAGUCCAUGCGGGUCAAAUUGCAAUCUGUUGGGGACGUAGUGUCUCCCUUUGGACGACCCAUGGAAGAUCGGACAGCUGCAGAGCGCCGCGACAACUACCGGUCCCUUCGAGAACGGGACGUCAAUUAUGCCAAGAGCAUUGUUGGCAGUCCCGAUUAUAUGGCUCCCGAAGUGCUCAAGGGUGACGAGUACGACUUUACAGUCGAUUAUUGGAGCUUGGGUUGCAUGCUCUUCGAAGCGCUCGCGGGAUAUCCACCUUUCGCCGGCGCGACCGUGGACGAAACGUGGCAGAACCUGAAGCAGUGGAAGAAGGUACUCCGCAAGCCAGUAUACGAAGACCCCUCCUACUUCCUAUCAAAGCGUACAUGGGACCUCAUCACCCGACUUGUGGCGUCGAAGACAUCCCGCUUCCGCGGCAUCUCUGAGAUUCAUGGCCAUCAAUACUUCGCUGAGGUGGACUGGAAUCGUUUGAGGGACCAGAAGGCGCCCUUCGUACCGGAGCUGGACAGCGAAACUGAUGCCGGCUAUUUCGAUGACUUUGGCAGCGAAGCAGACAUGGCCAAAUACAAAGAGGUCCAUGACAAGCAAAUGGCGUUGGAACAGAUGGCUGACCGUGAUGAGAAGAUGGGCAAAGGCCUUUUCGUCGGAUUCACGUUCCGUCACAAAAAGACCGCUGAUGAGAACGGCAAGCCUGCGAGCCCGCGGAAGCCCCUACCUUCCGUAGACGAGAACUUCGGCACUAUUUUCUAG